Molecule: messenger RNA, 1295 nt
Organism: Trematosphaeria pertusa
Lineage: Eukaryota; Fungi; Ascomycota; Dothideomycetes; Pleosporales; Trematosphaeriaceae
Exons: 1
Coding region: 162-1127 (321 amino acids)
Biological process (GO): protein processing
Cellular component (GO): endoplasmic reticulum; Dsc E3 ubiquitin ligase complex
Source: RefSeq, a predicted model, not a curated record
GAACGACACAGCUCCCACAAUGUUCGCUCCCGCACGAUAGUGACAAUGUCAUCGCUCACAAGCCGCAAGAAUCGACCGCCCGACCCUCAUAACGACUAAAAGCAUAUCCAUCAGGCUACAUAUAGCCCUUCCGACUUCUGACCGAUCAAAUCACCUCCAACAUGGCGAUGGCAGCAGAUCUUCCGGAUCAGCUUAUUUACCUCGUUAUCCGCUUCUCUGCGUCUAUCCCAGACCUUCCACUCCCUAUACCUUCUCCGAGGACUACGUCAACCCUGUCGUUAAAGCGACUCAUUCGACCGAACCUCCCUUUUAACCAUGCCUCCGCGCGUCUCCGUCUUAUAUACGCAGGAAAGGUUCUAGCGGAUACAGCACCCUUAUCUGCAUCGCUAAGGCUACCACCGCCUCCGCCGCCGCGAGAUGGAGCAUACAACGAACAUGGACCAGGCAGCAAGAGCAAAGGGAAGCAGCCCGCACGGGACCUGUCCCCAGCUACAGACAGUGCAGAUAUACCGGCCGAGGCGAAGAAAUAUUACAUACACUGCUCUCUCGGCGAUGCGCUCUCAGCUUCUGAAAUCGCGUCCGAAGCAGCGCUCGCGCAAACCACUGAAGCCUCGCUCAAAUCGCAGUACCAGUCCACAAGCACUCAGCGGCGCCCUAGCAGCGGCGCCAUAAGCGGCGGAGAUGUACAAAGAAGACGCAGCUCGACUGCCACACCCCCCGCACCACAAGGCUUCGACCGCCUCCUCGCGUCCGGCUUCACGCCCCAAGAAGUCGCGACCCUGCGCUCGCACUUCCAAACGAACCUCUCCUACACGCACACGCCCGAUACCAUGCCCUCGCAUGCCGAGAUGCGUGCCCUCGAAGACCGGUGGCUUGACUCCACGGCCACGGAUCCCUCGCCUGCGUUAACGGGCGAGGCAGAAGCGGGAUGGGGCGCAGGGUUUGCGGUCGAGGAGGGCGGGCUGGAUGAUAUGCUUUGGGGGUAUUUGACGGGCUUCUUUUGGCCGCUUGGAGCGCUGGUUUGGGGAUUCAGGGAGGAGGGGGUGUGGCCCAGACGGAGGCAGGUUGCGGUCGUUAUGGGGGUGGUGCUCAAUGCGGCUUUUGGAUUUAUGAGAUGGAGCCAAUAAGGAGAGGAGAGGAUUGGGAUUAGUGAUAAUUAAGAGAUUUCAGAAAUCUCAGGUAGGUCGUUAUUGAAGAUGGACUUCUGAAAUGAUACCACUCAGUUCUUCGCAUUUGCAAUGCUACAUUCAUUUCUCAAUUUCAGGCCUGCGGUGCAUUGUGGGCGCAAUAAUCUC